CCUCAGGCUGAUGCUGGGUGUUUGUGAGCAGCGGGAGCCUGGUCUGGAUUAAAUCGGAGCUCAGGGAAUGCUCAGCAGAAGUCUGGACCAGAAUUUUUUCAUUUCUAACAUGUGAAGUGAUAUGAAAUGACCUGAGAGACGACUGGGAUGAAGAAUAUGAAGUCAAGAGUGGAGGAGUUCAACUGAAACAAGGAUGGAUUAACUGUUUUGGGGAGGUUUAGAAAAGAAAUGCUUUAAACAAGUUGGAAUGAAGAGCUAGAAGAAGGAUGCUCCCAUUUCUCACCCAAAGAGACCCAAACGCAACAAGAUUAUGACGAUUUGACAUAUCUGCUGGGAGGCAAAACACAGUGUCUACAUACUGAAGGGCAGGAUUAGUCGCCUUUUCGUUUCAUCCCCACUGGCCUGGUCUGGCCUAGACCAUGAGGCUGGAGCGCGGCCGGCGGGCUUCUCUGGCAAUCACCCUCAACUUUGUGGCUUUGGCUUUCGCCGUUUCAGCAGUGACCACCAGCUACUGGUGUGAGGGGACCAGGAAGGUGGCCAAACCCUUCUGCACCGGACCGCCUGUGAAGGAGAAGCAGUGGUAUUGCAUCCGCUUCAACAGCUCCAACCUCAACGACAGCCGGCAGGUGCAGUACAUCUUCGAGACGGGAGAGGAGAAGUUUAUCCUGAGGAAGUUCCACACAGGGAUAUUUUUCUCCUGCGAGGAAGCGGUUGACAUGAACGGGUUCGACUGUCGAAACUUUGCUGAGAUUGCUCCUGAACAUCAAAGAGGAGUUCUGUGGUUGUGUGUUGUUGCUGAGAGCCUGUACCUCAGUCUGCUUUUCAGCGGUGGCGUCCUGAUGAUUCUGGAGCAAUGUCCUUGUUUCAGCAUCAUGAACAAGCUGAAACUCAGUGCCUUUGCUGCCAUGUGUACAGCUCUCUCAGGCCUUUGUGGGAUGGUGGCCCACAUGAUGUUUACCACCAUUUUCCACCUGGCGGUCUCUAUGGGACCAGAAGACUGGAGGCCCAAGACUUGGGACUACAGCUGGUCUUAUGCCUUGGCGUGGUGCUCCUUUGGCACCUGCAUGGGCUCCGCGGUGACAACACUGAACAGAUACACAAAGACCAUUAUUGAGUUUAAAUACAAGCGACACAACAUUGAGAAGAGCCUGAUGAUCAAGCAGAAAAUGAUGGAGCUGGGACUCCCGGAGCAGAUGUGGGACAUGUAUUUGACUGCUGACUCGGCUGAAGUAGGAAUGCCACCAGAACCGUUGGUGAAUGGACACAAACCGUCAACGGGAGCGCCGUAUGUGUUUGAAGAAAUGGACAGUGCACCAGAACAACAAGGAGAAGCGUACUGUUGAAGCAGGCUACAGCCUCUUGCCUCAUCAAGGCUUCAGCGUGCAUCCUGUAUGCUAUCUGUUUCAACCUGAAUCUGCCUUCACUUACCCAGAAUGCACUGGAACUGUAUCGCCCUGAUGCCAUUCUGAGUAGAACAGUGGAGAUAAAAGUGGUGAACAAGCAGACAUACACACUCAGGGUCAAUGAUGCAAAAAUCUAAAUAUAAAAGAGUUGUCUUGUGUUUUUCAGGAGUCCUUUUGGUGCCUCCUGGUGUCCCAAUGAAAAGACUCUGAUUUACUUGGAGAUAAAACUUCUCAUUACCUAGCAACAGGAGGAGGGGGGUCACUCUAAUACUAAAAAUGAUGAGAAACUAUAAAUCUAUCUGAUACCUUAUGUGUUUUCAUAUUGGGAGUACUGCAGGCUCUGAUGGACUGAAAUUGUAACUAAAGGUACAAAAUAAAAGUGUUGUUCAAAUGAAUGUAAGCUCUUCAGGUCAACAAAGAUAAACAACCAACCAAAUCCAAUUAAAGUUGACUAACAGCAGCUGAUCUCUGAUCGCUCAGGUCCUCCAUUAGGCUUGCUUUCUGUCUACAGAUGGACCGGCUGCUGCUGCCCAUUUAAUCCGACUCCACGGCAACGAUCCAAGUUAUGAUGUGCUCACUGAUCUCAUCGGGAGGCAAUUCCAGGUUCUUACCAAAUUAAGUCCACCCUGUUUCAGUUCCAGGGUUUUACAUUUCAGGAUGUGAUGAAACAAGUGUUCACCAGGUUCUGGAGCUGCCUCUACCAAGUUCACCGAGGAACCUUGUUUUACUAGUUAUUCUUGAAAUAUGAUACAAGUAUUCUCAAUACGAGUUUCACAUGCGUGCAGAACAUGAAAAUAGUCUUCUAGCCCUGUUUUCUGCAUUAGCGGCUGACAGAAAAUAGAAGAGGAAAUGCUUGGAUUAGAAAAAGACACACAGAUCUACAUCACACUGUAAAUUAGCAUCUUGG
Molecule: messenger RNA, 2310 nt
Organism: Nothobranchius furzeri (turquoise killifish)
Lineage: Eukaryota; Metazoa; Chordata; Actinopteri; Cyprinodontiformes; Nothobranchiidae
Product: germ cell-specific gene 1-like protein
Cellular component (GO): plasma membrane
Source: RefSeq, a predicted model, not a curated record